UAUUCAAGAAACUUAAUCCGUAUGGCUCCAUCUGUAAGUGGAAGGUUCAUUUUGGAUUUAACAAUUAAGACAAAGAAAAGGUUGCAUUGUAAAAUUCACAUGCGUGGGUGGAGUCAAAGAUAAUAAUAGUAAGUAAAAGAUAGGUCAGAUAGGAACCAAAAGGGCAUAAUAGUCAUCAUCAUCCUUCUCCUCCUAAAAAGGGAAAAGAAGUCGCAUUGAGAAAGAAGAGGAGAGAAAAAAGUGGCAUGAGGUAGAUAGGAGAGGUGAAUGUGAGAGCAGAUGUGGCAUUGUGGCAUGUAUGCGUCUUAAUGCCCAUUUUCUCAACCAAAACGGCCCCUUUCUGCAUGUCUUGAGAUUUGCACGUUUGCAUGAUUCAUUACCAUAUUUCAUCAAAUUCAACCCUACCAAUGAUAGAUGCAGACGUUGUUUAGCUCCUCUUAAUCAUUCUUCUUCCUUUGUCUUGCUUGAAUCCUGAACGGCUGUUGUCUCGUGACGACAACAUCCGUAAUCAUCCCUGUAUAAUUCUUUGCGAACAAAUUGUAGAUAACACAUCAAUCUUUAUCGCAUUCAAGAAUCUGAAUUGCAGCCCCUGAGCUCUCCCUGCAUUCAUUUUUUCAUUUCAUUCACCCCUUGAGACAACAAUCAAGGGGGCGAAAAAAUGGGUGCAUGCUGUUCAUGUCAUACUGGUGGCAGGUUUGAAUAUCCUGUUGAAGAAGAAGAUGAAGAAAGAGAGGUUGAACAUGAGGAUAUCAUAUUGAGAGGCCAUGCUGGUGCACGUGUCCGGCACCAGGGAUCCUCUAAAUAUGUGUCUAUGUACACCCAGCAAGGUAAAAAAGGGACCAACCAAGAUGCCAUGACUGUCUGGGAGAGCUUUUCAGGGGACAAAGACAUGUUCUUUUGUGCUGUGUUUGAUGGACACGGACCUUCUGGCCACAAGGUGGCACAAUAUGUCCGUGAUCUUUUGCCAGCAAAAAUUUCUUCGCUGUAUAAACAAUCAAGCGUUGAUGGGAAGAAUGCUGUUCUUGAUAUUGAAACUGGAGCUGAUGACCGCAACCAAAAUAUGGAAUCUAAAAAUCCUUUACUAUUAUCAUGGAAAGCUAGAUUGACCAAGAGCUUCCAGGAGAUGGAUGAACAACUUGGGGCGGAUGGUUCGGUUGAGACCUACUGCAGUGGUACGACGUCUGUUUGUGUGCUUAGAAAGGGUGAACACUUGAUAAUUGCGAAUUUAGGGGAUUCUCGUGCAGUCCUUUGCACAAGGAAUGAAAGUCAACAGCUUGUUUCUGAACAACUGACAGUUGAUCUGAAACCACAUCUUCCAGCUGAAGCAAAGCGAAUAACAAGUUGCCAAGGCAGAAUUAUGGCAAUGGACGAAGAACCAAACGUGUAUCGGAUUUGGAUGCCUAAUGAAGACUGCCCUGGUCUAGCCAUGGCAAGGGCUUUCGGGGACUUUUGUUUAAAGGACUUUGGCCUCAUCUCAACACCUGAAGUUACUUACAGAAAGCUCACAGAAAGAGACGAAUUUGUAGUCCUAGCAACUGAUGGCAUAUGGGAUGCACUAUCAAACGAUGAAGUAGUAAAGAUUGUGGCAUCAGCACGAAAACGAUCAAUGGCAGGGAAAUUACUGGUAGAGAAAGCAGUCAGGGCAUGGAAAUACAAAUUCCCUCGUGCCAAGAUCGAUGAUUGUGCUGUCGUCUGCUUGUUCUUCAAGCGCCAGAAGCCCGUACUCACAAAAUCUGCAUCAGAAGUCACUGAGCUUAGCUUUAAUUUUACUGAGCUAGAAGCACAGAGUAUAGCCGGGAGAACUGAUGACGCACUUGACACAGUUUUGGAUUGCAGAAUUGACGGAAGCCCAGAGGAUACUAAAACUGGAGCUGGUAAGUCAGAUCCUACACUGAACCGUCCAAGGAGGAGAAGGCCAGCAAGGAAACUUGAGUACGUUGGAGAGUAAAUGAGGGAUUGAAUUACAUGCCUCAACUACUUUUAAAUAGUUGGGAAAUAUACAAGGCAAAGAGUAGUGUAAGAAUUCCUGGUUCAAUGCAAACAAGAAGCGGAAUAUACACAUGGAACGGAAGCGGCACACGGGCACUCCACAUAUAUAUAUAUACACACACACACAUAUAUGCCUGUACAUUUCUUGCAUACUAUUGUUGUUUGGAUGCAAAAGCAUCGCCUGUAACUGAACAUAAUCUUUUUCCUUUAUCUUUUCUUUUUCUUUUUUCAAAAUUUUCACGUUUUCCUUCUUCCUUUUAAUACCUUAACCGAAAUUGAUGUAGUUUGCGAAUCGAAGUUAUUCAUUGAAGCUUGAAUAAGCUGAACAAGAAUCAAAAUUUAAGUUGUAAAAUAGUUUUUUCCUUGUAUUAUUGGUUUUUGGUGGUUGUUCGAAUAAAAACAUGACCAAAUAUAAAGCAAAUCAAAAUGCAGGAUUUGUACGGCGAGUUCAGAGUUUUCAGAUGCAAUAAUAUCUCUUGACCUGAACUCAAGUCUACUUAUGCGGAUAUGAAGUAGUUGGGGUAGCCUGUAUUUGCAAACAGAUUUGCAACUGUCGCGAGUGUUAGCUCUACAACU
This is a messenger RNA of Sesamum indicum (sesame), 2565 nucleotides long. Its product is annotated as putative protein phosphatase 2C 65. The record is from RefSeq and is a predicted model, not a curated record. Gene Ontology annotation, biological process: protein dephosphorylation. Lineage: Eukaryota; Viridiplantae; Streptophyta; Magnoliopsida; Lamiales; Pedaliaceae. Gene Ontology annotation, molecular function: protein serine/threonine phosphatase activity.